Myzus persicae (green peach aphid) is the source of this 519-nucleotide messenger RNA. RefSeq lists its product as uncharacterized. NCBI's taxonomy places the organism in Eukaryota, Metazoa, Arthropoda, Insecta, Hemiptera, Aphididae. The record is from RefSeq and is a predicted model, not a curated record. The transcript has a single exon. Bases 1 to 519 code for a protein of 172 amino acids.
AUGACUUCUUUUGGUGUGACGAAAGUUAGAAGAGACAGUUUUAUGCCGACGUUCAAGGUAAUUAUUUCAUACGGACCAUCUUUCGAAAAAUGCAACCUGACCAGCAAUUAUUUUGAUAUUUUCACGAAUUCUGAUCAAAUGUCAAAUUGUAUUUCUGCAUUGAAUGAAGAUGAUGCAGUCAACUAUAAAGUUGAAUUUUUGAAUUCAUUGGAACCAUCCUGUACACCGCCACAUUUCUUGAAUUUGAAGGUCAGCUCAUCAAUUAUUUUACUAAGGAAUUUAAAUGCACCAAAACUGUGCAACGGCACAAGAUUAGCUGUAAAAAGAUUGAUGCCGAAUUUAAUCAAAGGCAAAAUAUUGACUGGCAAAGCGAAGGGGGAAUUUGUACUCAUCCCACGUAUUCCUCUGAUACCAACAGACAUGCCAUUUGAAUUCAAACGAUUGCAUUCCCCGUGCGCAUAUCAUUCGCCGCAUCCAUCAAUAAGGCUCAAGGGUAAACGCUCCAAGUAUGAGGUUUGA